GGCAGAGAUCAGUUCUUUACGAACAGCGACACCGAGAGCAUAGGAAGAAAAUACAGACUGAAGUUAAUAACCAAGAGAGAAGUUACAGGAAGGGAAUUGCUCGGGAGAGAAGCAAAGUGAAGUGAAGUUGAUGCAGGUAGAAUUUGUCGACAAGAACAAUCGAGGCAUACAGUACUAAAUUAAAGCGUCAAAGAAGUUAAUUUGAAAAGUAUUGAAAAGCAUGUUAAAUCUUCAACACGUUGACAGUCACCAAACCACCCCAUCUAGUGUGAACAGAAAGCGCAAAAUUCCACCCAACAAGACAAAGAAACUGAAAAUGACGCCUCCAGCAUUGCUACUAGAACGCCGUGGCAGCGUCCCCAGUGACCUCCCCUCGGACAACAGAACCAAUCAGUUGGAACGCCAAGCGCACAUGUUGCAGCAGUGUGGUUGCACGUGCACGUGUGAUGACACGUACCGCGUGCGCCAGUUCUCUCUGUCUCCAAGGGGACUUAAAAAGAGCGAAGAUGUAUUCAGGACGCGACACUCCAGUUCCGGCAGCUGUCUUUCUUUCACAGACUCAAUGGAAGGAAUGCACGAAGUUUUCCGCCACAGAACUGACAGAAAAAGUAGCAAAGAUUCCGGUGUUGGCAGCAGUGAUAUGGACUAUGGCAGGGUGUAUAGGGUGGCGAUACUCGGAACUGGAGGGGUCGGGAAAAGUUCACUGCUCAAACAGUUCGUCACUUCUGACUUCGUUGAUACAUACGACAGUGAUCCCUUUACAGACGAAGGCGAGGAGGACGAGAUGACGGUGUGUGUGUCUGUGAAUAAACACGAAACUGAGCUGUAUUUCUUCUGUGCGGAAAAUGUCCAAGAGGCCAGUAUCCCGGAUGUGGACGCCUUCAUCAUCGUCUACGCCGUGGCUGACCGCUCGUCGUUCGCAGAAGCAGAAGACCUCCUGUUACAGCUGCAUAAAAAGAAACUGACCCAACCUGUGGUGAUAGUGGGCAACAAGAGUGACCUGGUGAGGGCCAGGACUGUCAGUACCCACGAGGGUAAACUGGUGGCCACAGUGUACGGCGCCAAGCAUAUCGAGACCUCAGCCGUUCUGAAGCACCAGGUGGAUGAGCUACUGGUGGGGGUGACCACCCAGCUCAGGAUGAGGAGCGGUCUGGACGCCGACAUCGAGAGUAAACUGGACAAGAUCAAAGGCAGAUCCGGAGACAAAAAGACAAUUUUCCGAAGCAACAGUGCUAAAGAAUUGAAAGAACUUCUGAAAAGAGUUUUUAUCAAAUCUGAUCGUCGCCGAUCGGGACAUAUGGAUCUUUACGAACUUUAAAAUAACAACUUAUCUGAGUCACGUUGACGAGGACAAGAGUGCGUCAGCAAGUUGAAAGCUUCUGUGAUAUGUGCCACCAGACGGCGCUGGCAGCCAAGAUAAGCUCACACUGACUGAUACGGCACAAAGAUAUUGAGUGAAGAAAUGUUAAGAUAUAAGGUGGAAUGUUUCUCAACAUUUAAUUAUAAUUUCACUUUACUGUAAUUGUUUUUUGGAAAUACAGACAUUCUUAAAUUAUAAAAGUAUCAUAUAAGAUAUAAAUUGUAUAAAUAAAAAUAUGUGUAAAUAGUUUUU
Molecule: messenger RNA, 1612 nt
Organism: Lingula anatina
Lineage: Eukaryota; Metazoa; Brachiopoda; Lingulata; Lingulida; Lingulidae
Cellular component (GO): plasma membrane
Molecular function (GO): GTPase activity; calcium channel regulator activity; calcium ion binding
Source: RefSeq, a predicted model, not a curated record